Molecule: messenger RNA, 3079 nt
Organism: Mauremys reevesii (Reeves's turtle)
Lineage: Eukaryota; Metazoa; Chordata; Testudines; Geoemydidae
Gene: CAVIN4
Product: caveolae associated protein 4
Exons: 2
Coding region: 53-1096 (347 amino acids)
Biological process (GO): regulation of gene expression
Cellular component (GO): caveola; cytoplasm
Source: RefSeq, a predicted model, not a curated record
GUGGGGAGCAUUUAUACUUCAGUUCCUGUAAACCUGACUGAACGCAGACAAAAUGGAUCACCAUGAAGUUACCUCGGAGGCUGACAAAAUCCAUCAAAAUCGUCUCUCAAAUGUCACAGAAGAUGAAGAGCAAGAUGCUGCAUAUACAAUUGUGACAGUCCUAGAUAAAGUGGCCAACAUUGUACACAGUGUACAGGAGAGCCAGAAAAGAAUCGAAGAGCGACACAGAGAAAUGGAGAACGCUAUCAAGACCAUACAGAUUGAUAUUUUAAAGCUUGCCCAGACUCAUGGCAAUACGGGCUACACUGUUAACAAGUUGCUGGAGAAAACCUGCAAAGUUAGUUCCCAUGUUAAAGAAGUGAGGGCACGUGUGGAAAAGCAGAGUGCUAAUGUGCGAAAGGUUGAAGCAAAACAAGAGGAGAUGCUGAGAAAAAACAAAUUUCGGGUUGUAAUAUACCAGGAGGAAACAGAAUGUCCAUCUUCGCUGUCUGUUAUCAAAGACAGGACAAGAGGUGAAAACCUGGAAGAGCAAUUCUUCCCACCUGAUGACCUCUCUUCUGAUGAAGAAUAUUAUAUAGACGAAAGCAGAGCAUCCCGAUUUAAAAAAUCAGGCAUGAGACGCAUAGAUAAUAUCAAAAAGGCAUUUUCAAGGGAAAAUAUGCAGAAGACCAGACAAAAUUUUGGCAAGAAGGUGAACAGGCUUCGAACUAGAAUAGUGACACCAGAGAGGCGAGAGAGACUGAGGCAGUCAGGAGAAAGGCUGAAACAAUCUGGGAUAAGGCUCAAGAAAACUAUUUCAAAAGCAGCUCCAACAAAGGAGACAUUCAAGGUCAAUAAGAAAGAUAAAGAGCGAACAGUAGCUGAAGGGCAAGAAGGAAUCCAGGAAGCUGGUGUGCAUGCAGUUUCAGCGAGUGGGGCAGAAGAACCAGUCACAGAAGAGAUUUCCUACACAGAAGUGAUCACCAAAGUAAAGAAAGACAAAGGCAGUGGAACAAAAGGCACAUCCCAGCCAGCAGAGAAAAUCGUUCUUAAACAGGAGGCAACAGAAGGAGGAAGUGAUAAUGUUCUUCUCUUGGACCUCAAGCAUCCAGCAUAAGUGAUUAAGUAGUAUAUACUGUGUUAUUGUACAAGAGAAAGCAUAGUUAGUAUCUGUUCACUUGGACAGAUUGAGAGUGUGUGUAACUUUUUAUUGUUAUAGCAGAAAAAUAUAUCGGUGCUGUUCUAGUGUUUAUAUGUAUAGCAGACAAUGUGUUUGUUGCCUUUUUAUUACUACGCAAAGUCACAUAAACAGAACAAAGGGUCUCAUCUCUCUUGACGUGUACAUAUAACUUCAAUUAAUGUGAAUGGGAGUUACAAUUGCACAUCACAAGGAGAUGGAAACUCCUUGUAUAUUUAAAACAAAAAUAUAAGGCACUUAAUCGCCUUGUUGCUAUCUUUAGUUUUAUGCACAGAGGCAUCCAAAGAACAUCUCCAUUUAUCUCAUGCCAACAUCAAAAAGCAAACAAGCAACUGAGAUAAAUGUAUUACUUUAUAUUAGCAGAAGGGAAGACUACAAGAAUUGCUGUAAGACUCCUUUUGGACCGCCCGCUCAAAUAGCAGGAAGAGGAAAUUAUUGCUUUGGAGACAGUGCAAUAAAAAGCAGCAAAGACAAUAGAUUUUUGAGAACUGUUAUCUGAAGUGACUAAUAGGGAUUUCUAGCAUUUUGAAAGGGGGGAUUGAUGAAGUUGAGAGCUGCACUUUCUGAAGCAGCAGCAGGUUAAAAACAAUAGCACAAAUUAAACACUGGACAAAUCUGGAGGCAAUGGAGAACUCUGAUAGAAUAGCUGUAUUAUGCAAAGGUCAGUGCAAGUGUCAUUUGGUACUGAGGAAGGCGAUGGUAUAAAUUAGUAGUAAGGGAAACAAGAUUAAUAUAUGGGCACUGAGGAAUUGAGAGUUAAAAACAAGAAUGUGGGACUAAAGUGAACUUUGAGAAGGGCAGGCCCAUUUGCCUUUUCUGUGCAAGAACUGAUGAAUAGUUGUUCUUCUGCUCCAGUCAUACAAAACUGAAAACAGUUUCAGAAUUAAUUGCCACUGACAGAGCAGAGGAAAAACAGAUUGUUGUUUGUUUUUUUCUUAAGGUAGCUGCUGAGAUAAAAGGACCACUCUGUUUUCUGCUCUUGGCAUUUUGCUGGGGUUCUAAACAAUUAAAAUCAAUGCCAUCAAAAGCUAUUGACAUGCAGGCCAAUCCAUAUCCAGUUCUUUGUUUUCUUCUCAUCACCACUAUCGACCAGUCACAGCCACAGAGAGUGCAAGCCAGACACAAUCUUUAAGAGUAUGAAACACAGUGUUUAUAGCACUAAGGAGGGAGGAAUCUAUGCUCUGAAAUGAGGUAUGUUAGUAAACAUAGCCAUUGUACUGGCAGAAUAAGCAUGGUUUAAUGGGCCUCUUCUGUUUAAGUUUACUUGAUGUCUCCUUAGUACUUACAUAAAAUUAGAUCUCAGAGUGAGGCAUUGAUAUUUGUACAAUAUUGACAACAGCUAUGAGUUUAUUUACUGUCCAAGAUUCUAUUUUGACCCAGGACCCAUGGCUAACUGGUCAAGCUAUCAUUAAAACCCAAUUAGAUUUGAUUUCCAAUACUUUGCCUGCCAGUCCUGUGAUUCAGUCCCUGGUACCUAGAAUCGGAAUUUUCUGAAUUAGGAAUUAGCUAUGGCAACUAUGGAACACCGGUUCUAAGGGCUUAAUGAUAUACUAUGUAACUGGCACGACAAAGCUUUCAAAUUGGAUUCGUGGUACCGGUUUGGGAUGAAUGAAGUCAUGAGGCACUGUAAGCGAGACCAAUGUUUGCAUAACAUCUAUUGUAAAUAUAUUCAAUACUGUAAUAAAUAACUAUUAAAAAGAAAAAAAAACCCGAAGAUUCCUCAGUGCAUAUGGAAGGAGCAUUUGAAAGUUUAGCUGGCAAGCUAUGUAACUGUGUAAUAUUUUUCUUGUUCUUUAUAUCACUGUAGCCAUCUUCCCUUGCACAGAUGGUAAUGGUGACUGUUUAUGAUGUUACAUAGUCCAUGUUCUAUUUUGCGUGAGUUGAUGUUAUCCUACAAUAAAA